Porites evermanni is the source of this 675-nucleotide messenger RNA. The record is from the annotation of a GenBank genome assembly. NCBI's taxonomy places the organism in Eukaryota, Metazoa, Cnidaria, Anthozoa, Scleractinia, Poritidae.
AUGCCCCCAACACAAUCUUGUGAAGUUACACUAAGUACUUCCUGCAGCAAGAGUGACACAGAACUUUCAAAGAAAGAGAGAAAAGUUCGCUUUGCGGAUUCAAUGGGACUUUCUCUCGUUUCUGUCGUUUAUUUACCAACACCUGCUCCACCGAAAGCCAGAUUGUCACCGCGAAGUUGGUGUGCGUUUCAGGAUUUAAAAAAUGCCAAACUACUAAACUUCAUUCAACCACUGAAAAGACAUGACUUCAAUGAAAAUCUCAACAGAUUGAAUGUUUCGUUAGAAACGAUAGUAGUAAGAGACUUCGGUGUACUUGGAACCGUGAAAGUUCGAAAUUUAGCCUACCAUAAGAAAGUCACAGUUCGCUACACAAUAGACGGCUGGUCUAGUUGUCGUGAUGUCGUCGGACAGUACGUCGAAGAAUCGCAUGCAGGAUUCACAGACACUUUCUCCUUCGAGAUGCCAAUACCUACGACUCUCCUUAAAGACUGCAAGUUGGAGUUCGCCAUUUGCUAUAAGGUCCUUGGAGUAGAAUUUUGGGACAACAAUAGCGGCGAUAAUUACCGGCUUCUGUGUUUUGCGCCGUCACAUCAGUGGAAAUCUAGAGACUGGCUUUGCAAAUAUAAUAGUUUAGAAUAUAAUACACAAAACAGAUACGUUGGCCUUAGAUUUUAG